Messenger RNA from Mya arenaria, 2649 nucleotides. RefSeq names its product translocation protein SEC62-like. NCBI's taxonomy places the organism in Eukaryota, Metazoa, Mollusca, Bivalvia, Myida, Myidae. The coding region runs from base 84 to 1139 and encodes 351 amino acids. Gene Ontology annotation, cellular component: endoplasmic reticulum; endoplasmic reticulum membrane. Gene Ontology annotation, biological process: post-translational protein targeting to membrane, translocation. The transcript has 9 exons. The record is from RefSeq and is a predicted model, not a curated record.
CAACGUAACGUGGCUUUAACGUAAAUGUAAAGUAACGUUUUAUGUCGAAAACGUAAGAAAAUAAGGACUAUCAGACUGGCACCAUGGAUUGCUCGGACGGCUGUGGUGAUGAUGGUCCCAGCAGCCAGAUAGAAUGGGUGGACUUGGGAUCACAUCCGGAAGAGCAAGCAUGUACAAAGGAAGAGUAUGCAGUCGCCAAGUACCUGCGCUUCAACUGUCCAGCACACACUGGGAAACUGGCGGGCAUGACAGUGAAGUGUUUUAUAGCAUCCCAGGCUAUAGAAUGUCUUAUGGACUCAAAGUGGGCCAAGGGUAAAGCCAACCCGGACUCCGAGAUUGUGUUCACAGACAGAAAAAGCAUCUCACAGUUCCUAAACAGAUAUAUACAGAAAGGCCUUUUCCACAGAGCAGACAAAAUGGAAUCAAAAUCUCAAAAAGAAAGGAAAAGGAAGAAGAAAGAGGAAGAAGAGAAAGCGAAGAAGGCAAAAAAAAAGACAGAUAAAACAGAGAAGACAGAGAAGGUCGAUGCUGACAAUGAGAAAGAUGAGGAAAAGAAAACAGAGAAGAAAAAGAAUGAGGUCAAACUGAAGAAAUUUAAACUGAACAUGAGCGAGGACCAGAGAUUUGUUGACGGAAACUCAAUAUAUGUGUGGAUCUAUGAUCCAAUUCAUCCAAAAACAUUCUUCAUUGGAUUCUUAAUGUUGCUUGGGGCUGUUGCAUUAUGUCUGUUCCCGCUAUGGCCAGACUGGAUGAGAAUCGCCGUGUACUACGCCAGUUUGUUGGGCGCCAGUUUUGUUGGCCUCAUGCUUGUGUUGAUUGUCUUGCGGGUGAUUGUAUUCUCAAUAGUGUGGGUAUUAACACUGGGGAAACACCAUCUCUGGAUAUUCCCGAACCUUACAGAGGAUGUUGGUGUUUUAGACUCAUUUAAACCCCUUUACAAACAUGACGUAUACCCUCCACCAGAGAUUGAGAAAGAACUUGAAGAUGACAAGAAGAAAAAGGACGAAGAUGCAGAAGCGGAGGAUUCAGAAAAUGGCGAUGAUAAAAAUGAAGAUUUUGAAAUGAUAAAUGAUAAAAAUGGUGAUUCUAACGCAGACGAUCGGACUGGUGAGGAAAGUGGGGAGGGGGAGGAAAAUUGAGAAACCAGUUUAGCACUUUAUAUAUGUGUAUGGGUGAACUUGAUUGAUUUUUCAAUUUUACUUCUUCUUUUUUUAAAGUUGAAGAUAGUUUUAGCUACAAAAGUAAAUAUUAGUCAUUUAUUGAACCAAGUGUGUAUUUAAAUGAAAGUGAUUGAUUGUUGUUUCUUUGCAUAAAAGAACAUAAACAUUUUAAUAUUUUGAGUUUCAUAUGUCAAAGUAAUUUGUUGCCAAAGUUGUUUACAGUGUUUUGAUGACUUGAAGCUUGCUGAGAUGUUUGUAACAAACUAGUAAGAUGAUUUUUAAGUUCUUGUGAGGACCAAUAUGUAUUUUUGUCCAAAAAAUAUUCAAGUGCUUGAGAAAUGAUAAAUGCUUUUAGUAGAAUCAUUCAUAUUUUUUCUAAUCUACUUUAUAUCUUUUAAUAGAUUUUUUUAUUAUUAUUUAUUGAAAUGGCAAUGUGCUGUUAAUUUAUUGCAGUUAUGUAAAUAAAACUAUUUACUGGUAAUUGGAAAUACAUUCUACCGUAAUAUUUUUAGGCAUGUCUGUUUCCGUAGAAAUGGUUGUCAGUUUUAGUUUUACAAAACAUUUUUCUCCAAUUUCUCGAUAAAUCUUUAUUUAACAGUAUAAACCUGUUUGGGUAUCUUAUUUCAAUUAGCCUAAUUAAUUACUUAAACUGGAUUUAAAAAAAACUUUAUAAAUGUGUUAUGAUUUUUUCUCCUAAUAAUUUUCUUUCAAACCUCAAAACUUUUUUUAAGAGGAGAAAAUAACACAAUUUAUACAAAACAAAAAAAUACUGUGCUGAGCUUGAUCCUGUUAUAAGGGACUUAAGAAUUAGAUUGUUAGACCAAGCAGAUAAUCAUUACCGUUUGAUCACAAACAGUUAAGUCUGAGUUCAGACUCAAGUGGUAAAACACCAAAUCUUCAUUGCAUGUAACUUUUCCUCUAGUUGAGUAUUGAUGAUGGAAUUUGAUGAAUUAUACAACUAUUUGACUUUGUUCAGUUGUUCGAUUAUUUAUAUUUAGUUUUGCCAAACAAAUGGAUUAAAGAUGACUCUUUGUACGUAAAAUAAAAAAAUAUUCUGAGUCUAGUCUAUGACUUGAGAUUGUUCGCAAUCAUGGGGCUGGUCGUUUCUAUUUAUUAACUUAAUGAACAGCUUUUCCAACGUUUUCCUAUUGACUUCUAUGAUGCUGUAUUUGUCAUCUUCUUGUUCAUGACAUAUAAAUGAAGUUAUUGCAAUAAAAGCAAGUAAAUGCAAAUAAAGAAAUCAUCAUUUCAUCAUUUUCCACACAAAUGGUGUUUUUACAUGAUGUGUUGUUGUGUCAAUCUUGUGUGGAAGAAUGGAUAUGAAGUAUUUUGCCAUAUGAAGUGAAAAUGGGACAGACGGCAAUGAUUUAUAAAGAUGUUGUUCAUGAUUGUUUUCUUAUUGUGGAUGCCAUUUAUGACUGUAUUUGAGAUGUACAUGUUGAUGUAAUGUUGAAGCUUGAUAUUGUUGGUAUUAAAGAUCUGGUUGGUA